CACCAAUCAAAGGCCACCGACACGUCACGUCACAAAGAGCUAGAUCUGGUCUCUACAAAUACUCGUGUCAGUCCAAUACAUGCUCUGAACACAUCAAGGACGUCUCUUCAACUCUAUUCUGUGGGUAAAGCAGGAUAAAGCCCCAUUGCUAUCAUAUCAUAUUUUUCUAAUAUUAUUUUUUUAACAUAACAGUGAAGCUCUGGGUUCAAUGAUUCUUCAUAAUGUCAACAUCACAGGGGAUUGCCUGCAGCCCAUCAACUCUACUUGCUUAAAUAUAUACUCUUCUAUGGCAGCUUAUGUGUCACUCUAUGUGUUUGCUGCAGCUGUGGUGAUAUUCACUGUGUGUGGGAAUCUUCUGGUAAUAAUCGCUGUGUAUCAUUUCAAGCAACUUCAUACUCCAACAAAUAUUCUUAUUAUCUCACUGGCUAUUUCUGACUGUCUUGUGGGUGUAUUUGUAAUACCAGUACAUUUCAUGUUUUUGAUUGAAUCAUGUUCACUGUUCGGGCCAACCUUCUGUUCCUUGUACAAAAUGAUCAAUUUCCAGUUAACCUUUGUCUCUAUAUAUAAUAUUACUUUCAUCGCUGUAGACCGAUACUUUGCCUUAAGUAACCCUUUCCUCUACUCCAAGAAGGUUUCACUCUUACUAGUAUUCAUUAUUACAACACAUGUCUGGUUUGUGUCACUGUUUUACAACUGUGCACUUCUUUACUUUAAUGGGAACUUCAGGAACAAAUGUGCAGAUAAAUGUGUUCCCUCUGUUGAUGAAGUGUGGUCUACCAUUGAUCUUGUGGUUGUUUUUAUUUUACCAUGUGCCACUAUCAUCAUUCUGUACCUAAAAGUCUUCUUCAUUGCAAGAAGGCAUGCAGUCCUAAUCAGAGCAGCAUUCAAGGACAGAAAGCAUUUGGAUGUCCAGAACAAUGGUGGCUCAAUGAGAUUAGAGAGGAAAGCUGCUAAAGUUAUUGGAAUUCUUGUAUCAGUCUUUCUGAUAUGUUUAAUACCCUAUUAUAUUUCUACGUUGCUGUUUGAUGUAUUAGCCCAGUCAUACGAACGUGUAGUGAAUACAAUGUUGACACUAUUUUUCCUCAACUCCACUAUGAACCCCAUCAUUUAUGCUCUGUUCUAUCCUUGGUUUCAAAAAAGUAUGAAAUUAAUCAUCACACUGAGAAUAUGCAGGACUGACUCCUCAUUGAUAAAUGUGCUCUCAAAUGACUCUUGA
Messenger RNA from Clupea harengus (Atlantic herring), 1216 nucleotides. RefSeq names its product trace amine-associated receptor 13c-like. Gene Ontology annotation, molecular function: trace-amine receptor activity. NCBI's taxonomy places the organism in Eukaryota, Metazoa, Chordata, Actinopteri, Clupeiformes, Clupeidae. The record is from RefSeq and is a predicted model, not a curated record. Gene Ontology annotation, cellular component: membrane. Gene Ontology annotation, biological process: G protein-coupled receptor signaling pathway.